CUCUCUGAGUUCCUGUUAGUUUCAGUAAAGCGUCACAGUCGUGCUGAAGACUGCUCCUGUUGUUGCUGCCGUCAUUUCAGCGUCUAUGUAGGCUGAUGCUGAAAGAUGUGGUUACAUUUCCAUCUCUUUUCAUCUUAAGUGCUGGAUUACGCUUCAAGGACACCGGUUCCAUCUCACCCCGCAUGCUGAUAAGAGGCAAAGAAAUCAUGGGAAGAGGCUAACAACUCCAGUAACAGUCAAGAUGCAGCACACCUCGUGCACAGAGGACCGGAUCCAGCACGCUCUGGAAAGAUGCCUGGAUGGACUCCGGCCAUCAGAAAGCCUGGCACAAUCCUGGAACGCUGGUUGGUGUAUGAACCGCUGGAGUCUAGAAGAGCUGUUAAAGAGAGACCCAGAGAACUUUCUCAUUCUACUGCAGCAAAUUCUCAGAAAAGCCAGAGAGAUUCAACAGGACUGUCAUUACGAGCUUGUGGCCCCUCUUGCUCUCAUGUUUGAGUCCACACUCCUGCAGGUGCCUUUUUGUCCAUCUAAUGGAGAGAUUCUGACAGAAGCUUGUGAAGUGUUUCAUGGCUUCCUAGCGUGGCCUGAACCCUACUGCAGUGUGUGUCGUAGCCUGCUCUCCACCUUAAAUCAAGAGCGUAGAGCUCCAGGAAUUUCGUACCACAGACUGGUAAGAGAGGAACAAGGCCUUGCCGUCUCCAGUCAGCGUUCUAAGAUCAUUACGGUGUUGUUGAUGAACCCGGCUGAGGUGCCUGCUGAGUUCCUGUCUGUGGCGGAGCAGCUCAGUGGAGCGGAGGUCUCACAGAGAGAGAGUAGCGUUACACUCAUUAAACACAGUUUCCAGGCAGUGCUGGGAACUAAAUACCCACUACAGUCCAUCAGCGGUGCUCUGCAGUGCCUUGGAGACGAUGAGUUGGCACAAGUCCUCUCCUCAGUGAGUGACCUUCUAGAGUCUGCAGCGGCCAUGACAGAUGUAGAUACAGCUCGAGAACAUAUGGAGAGUGGCCUGGAGGCGCUACGUGAAAAACUUAACAUACCAACCUUCAAUGGCACGAUGUCAGAUGGGGUUCUUCAGACGCUCAGCCUUCCAGCAGCCAAGUGCUACACCUUCCAUUGGGACAAGGAUAAUUUUGAUGUUCUAAACGACCUUCUAGACAUAGAGUCUGAAUUGACCUUAUCUCAAACAUCUGAGGGCAUGGAGGAGGAUGAUGAUGUAGACAAUGUUGACGUGGAAGAUGAUGAAUAUGAUGUCUUGGAGGAAGGGUUUGUAUCAAACGGUUGCGCUGACUAUCGUGCCUCGACCUUCUCCACUGUCUCCUCCCUUUCCACUGCCUCCAAAGACUCCAUGUUCUCCACGGUGUCGGUCGCUUCCUCCGAAUACUCUCCCCGUUCCACGCUUUCGUACUCAUCCCAAGCUUCGGGUACGGACAGUGACUUCUGUGAGGACGCAGAGGACGACAGUCUGAGCACACCAUAUGUGUCCAAGACCAAAACCACCGCACGACUUUCCAAGUGCCUCUCACGACUCUUCAAACCUCGCAGCAGCAACUCUCUCUGUCGAGCCAAGAGCCUGGGCACCCCUGAGGCUAAAGAAUUAGUGAUCGUCCGCUCUAAGAGAUCCAAUUCUCUGCCACAGCAGGUGCGGCUACGGAACUCUGAUUUCGGGUUACCAGUGGCCCCCCUCUCGCAGCUGCAAUACGUUUGCUACAGGAGAAGACCCAUUCUGAGUAGCGAUGAUGAGGAAGGGCCAACGGGGGCCACUACGCUCAGAGUGGUGGUGUUUGGGGCAGAUCAUGUGGCAGGGAGGGUUGCUCGUGCCUAUGGCAGUCUAAGGAAAAGAGAAAGAGACUGUCCGCACCUCAGCAAAGCUUUCAAGAUGAAGUUUUUCUUUGUGCCUGUACGGCGGGAUGCAACUCCAGCCGGCUCUUCGUUGAGGAACUCGGGUUCUUCUCUGCAGCUCUCAGCAAGUCCACUGAAAUCAGCCAUCUCUAGCAUUGAUCUCAGUGUGAAUGGGACGGAGGACAGCACCAACGACAUAGCUAAUCUGCUGGGAAUGCUGGACCCCUGGUAUGAGCGUAACACUCUGAGCCUGCUGGACCUACCCGUGAAUGUGUUGUGCCAGCAAACAUCGAAGAUUGACUCAGAUUUGUCCGAGGGCGCUGCUGAGGGGCGUUUACCGAUAUUUGCUGACCUGGUGCUCCAUUACUGCCGCUAUGCAGCCCGCCCUGCCCUCAUUCAGCUCUAUCAAGCAGAGUUGACACUAGCUGGAGGAGAGAGACGGACUGAAGUGUUUAUUCAUUCUCUGGAGCUGGGCCACACAGCUGGUACAAGAGCCAUCAAGGCCAUGGGUGCUGCCAGUAAGAGAUUUGGCAUUGAUGGAGACCGUGAGGCUGUUCCUUUGUCACUGGAAGUGACUUACAACAGAAUACAUGUCAGUGGCAGAAGUCAGAAGACGAUGUCAGAAAAGUCCUGCACCUCCAUAAACCUGUUAAAAGCCUGCAGGAAUCCUGAGGAACUAGAUUCUAAAAUGGAGUGUCUUCAUUUGACAAUGACGGAAGUGCUGAAGAGACAAAACUCUAAAUCAAAGAAAGGCUACAAUCAGCAACUGACCACAACACAAGUAAAAGUGGAUAAGGUUCAGGUUAGCGGAACUUGCAACACCACCUUUGCAGUUUGUCUGGACCAAGAUGAGAAGAAAAUUUUGCAGAGUGUGACCAGGUGUGAGGUAUCGGUUUGUUAUAAGCCAGAUAGUUCGACUGAUUGGACGAAAGGAAGGGUGUUCACAUCUCAGACCCAGACCCUGCAGCCAACCUUCUGCUCUCUUCUUUGUCUCCCUAUUGCCACUUUCAGUGGACCUCAGCCUUAAACCCAGAGAUCAGGCUUAAACUCAGACCUCCAGCCCAAGAAGCCUCAAGUCUGGUUAAAACAUUCAUACCAGUUUUUCACUUUCAGUUUCAAACUUGGAUAUCGACUCUCAGGAUACACGUUUGGGUAAAAGUUCCCAUUUAUUACAUUAUAUGAGCAUCAUCAUGUCUAUGUACAUGUGGGGUUAUUUGCCUCAAACUCGUUGUUGUUUUUUUUUCUAAUGGUACAUCCUUCUGAAAAUAAUUCGGUGGGCAAACUGAGACAAUUUUUGUGACUAACAUCCAAAAUCUGAAUCAUCCUUAACCAAGGUUUGGUGUGAAUGGGGAUUUUAUUACUUGAUUGUUUUGCAACAAGGCCUGUCCUGGUUCUUAUGCAACUAGCAUGGAUUUCUAACUACUAGAAUAUUCUUGUUAUUGUAAAUAUUAACCAGCAUCCAAAUAAGCACUCUGGACAACUUAAUAAUUUGUUUGUAUAUAUGAGAUAAUUAUUUUAUGUAGCUAUCAUUAGAAUUCUCAGGAAAAAUAUAUAAAGAAUAUUCACACUUUCAUUUCCAGUCUUUCCUUUUUUAAUUGUUUAUUUAAUCCCAUUUCGGUCAGACCAGAGAAUUGAGACCGUGGAGCCUCAGAUUAUAGUCCUUAAAAUCUAAUGUAUUCAGUGAUUGUUUUUGUAUAUGUAUAUUUUGUACAUCCUCUUUGUGGUUUUAUGUUUGGUGUUAUGACUUUAAAAAACAUUUGAAACUGCCUGGUUUAAAUACCACUUGUAGUUUGGUUGGUUGGCCAAUAGAGGUCCUUAUAAAGCAGUUGUUGAGUUCUACCUAUGUGGAUGCGGAUGCUGAACGCUAGUGAAUAAAACAGCAAGACAGUUCAGUCAGUACACUGUGUAAUACUGGCACAGUUUGUAAGUAAAACAAACUGAAAUCUUUCUUUCUUUCUUUCUUUCACAAGCAUAUGUGUAUAUAUGUACAAUCUAAAAUAAUCAGUAUAACUGUCAAAACAAUUUUUGCUCC
Messenger RNA from Pimephales promelas (fathead minnow), 3871 nucleotides. RefSeq names its product phosphoinositide-3-kinase, regulatory subunit 5 (gene pik3r5). The record is from RefSeq and is a predicted model, not a curated record. NCBI's taxonomy places the organism in Eukaryota, Metazoa, Chordata, Actinopteri, Cypriniformes, Leuciscidae. Gene Ontology annotation, molecular function: 1-phosphatidylinositol-3-kinase regulator activity. Gene Ontology annotation, cellular component: phosphatidylinositol 3-kinase complex, class IB. Gene Ontology annotation, biological process: G protein-coupled receptor signaling pathway; positive regulation of MAP kinase activity.